Messenger RNA from Capsicum annuum, 1435 nucleotides. RefSeq names its product delta(12)-acyl-lipid-desaturase. The record is from RefSeq and is a predicted model, not a curated record. Gene Ontology annotation, biological process: lipid metabolic process. Lineage: Eukaryota; Viridiplantae; Streptophyta; Magnoliopsida; Solanales; Solanaceae. Bases 122 to 1270 code for a protein of 382 amino acids. Gene Ontology annotation, molecular function: oxidoreductase activity, acting on paired donors, with oxidation of a pair of donors resulting in the reduction of molecular oxygen to two molecules of water. The transcript has 2 exons.
GGCCAGGCCUCCAGUUCUCUAUAUUAUAUAAGGAAGAGAACUCUCUAGCUUUUAGGUAAGGCUAAAAGAAGGUGUCUUUUGAACUUUUGAGAUUCAGGAUUAAAGAGGCAGGAGAACAAAAAUGGGAGCCGGUGGCAAUAUGUCUGCUCCAACAACUAAAACAGAAGGAAAGAAAAAUCCUCUCCAAAGAGCGCCAAUUUCAAAGCCCCCUUUUAGUAUUGGUGAUAUCAAGAAGGCCAUCCCUCCUCACUGCUUUCAACGAUCUCUCAUUCGCUCGUCCUCCUAUCUUGUUCAGGAUCUCAUACUUGUCUACAUCUUUUACUACAUUGCUGCCACUUACAUCCAAGUCCUUCCAACCCCGUAUCGUUAUCUAGCAUGGCCAAUUUACUGGAUACUUCAAGGUUGUUUUAGCACCGGAUUAUGGGUCAUUGCCCAUGAAUGUGGCCAUCAGUCCUUUAGUGAUUACCAAUGGCUAAAUGAUACUGUUGGUUUUAUCCUCCACUCUGCACUUUUAACACCAUAUUUCUCAUGGAAAUAUAGUCAUCGUCGUCACCAUGCCAACACUAAUUCUCUUGAGAAUGAUGAAAAUCAUGUGCCUAAGCUUAAAACCAAACUAAGAUGGUACACCAAAUUAUACAUGAAUAAUCCACUAGGAAGAUUAUUCAUGCUUGCCUUCACCAUCACUGCUGGCUUACCUUUGUACUAUGCCAUCAAUGUAGCCGGCAAACCUUAUGAUCGUUUUGCAAGUCAUUAUGACCCAUAUAGCCCAAUUUAUAAUGACCGUGAGAGACUACAAAUCUACAUCUCAGAUGCAGGUUUGAUUGCAACUAUUUAUGUAUUGUAUCGCGUUGCUCUGACACAAGGGCUAACUUGGCUCAUAUGCAUCUAUGGGGUGCCCCUCGUAAUAGUGAAUAGUUUCAUAGUGAUAAUCACUAUGUUACACCACACUCACUUGUCAUUGCCACAUUAUGAUUCAUCGGAGUGGGAUUGGCUAAGAGGGGCACUAGCUACGGUAGACAGAGAAUAUGGCGUGCUAACUAAGGUCUUCCACAAUAUUACAGAUACACAUGUUUUGCAUCAUAUGUUCUCAACCAUACCACAUUACCAUGCAAUGGAGGCAACCAAGGCUAUCAAGCCAUUACUUGGAGAAUACUACCGAUUUGAUGAAACUCCAUUUUACAAAGCAUUAUGGAGAGAAUUUGAGUGCAUCUAUAUUGAGAAAGAUGAAGGAUCUCAAGGCCAGGGUAUUUUCUGGUAUAAAAACCACUAAUGUAGGAGUGGAAUCAUAAUAAAUACUUACCUAGAAUUGGCUAAAUCUUCAGCCUAAGUCGUGAUAAGUAUUUUGGAUUGUAUGUUUUCGUAAUAUUGUAUUUGGAUUGUUACUUUAAAAUUAUUGUAAAUGUGUUGUUAAGUAACUAUGAAAAUGUUUGUUUCA